UCGCCACCUUGUGCCACGUCUCCGUCAUGCAACUUUGACCACGACAUGUGUGGCUUUACCUCAACGACAGUGUCCGGAGCGGGGUUUCUGAUGUGGAGAAGGGACAAACAGUUUAUUGGAAUACAAACAAUGGAACAUGGGUACUUGUUCAUCUCACAACUACCAACAUACUGACAAAGGACGGGGACGGGACUGAUUUGGUGAGUCCCCCGCUCUGCUACACUGGAACAACCUGUCUGUCGUUUGAUUACUUGCUGCCGGGACAAACCACUCUGGACAUCUUGGUCCAGACGGGGGGACAGACAUCUAAAGUCAUCGCAUUGCCUUCAACACAAAGAUGGACAGCCACGAACGUCUCUCUGCACGGAACAGCUAAUUCUAGGAUAAUCUUCAGGGGGACACGCGCCCAUUAUGGAUCAAUUGUAGCUAUAGCCAAUAUGACUGAGUACCAGGCCUUGCUGCUAAACGAACAAGACCUGAUCUUAGCCACGUCCCAGCGACUCGUCUUAAACGUCGGCGACCCAAGUAUCUUCACAGCGCCAUCGGUCCUUCUACGUCAGCUGGACUUCAUCGGGGACCAGAUGAGACUCCUUCAGAACCUGCAGGACACGUUGACGAAGAACAACGCGGAGAAAGUCCUCUUGCAGCAGGAGAAGGUCCUUCUCCACCGACAGCCAGGGCUCUUUCAGCUCGACACCUCGUCUUUGACUCCUGAGGAACAGCUGCUUCAUCAGGCCACCGUGCUGCAGCUUCAGGCCUCGCUGCUUCACAACGACGACAUCCUCACCCACAUCGACCACAACAUGACGACUUGUCUCAACCAGGAAAUGAUAACUAUUUUAUCACUUAGGGAAAAUUUGUUGCACUACCAGAGUAAUUUAAGACUACAAGGGUAAAUUUUAAAGGCGUACAGGAUAGAACUGUUAAUGUUUCACGUCCAGUUCCGGGUUCGAUUUCCUAUACUGAGUUUAGCCCAUUUUUGGUGGUGUCCCCCAUCCUUUUGUUGCUGGAAUGUUGCCAAAAGCGGGGUAAAACAAUACUCACCUCUGACCGAAAUCCGGUUCAUUUAUUUAAUAUAUUAUUGGAAUGAUAUGUUUCUCUUUGGAGAGCUACUUACUUACACAUAUAAACCACGUGAAACGCCACUUGACACGUGACUUAAAUGAGACAUUAAAAUUCAACUAUUUUGAUUAAGUUGAAAGUUUAAUUAUUAUACUACCGAUAUAAAAUAAGGGAACUAGUACUUUGAAUGUAGCUAUCGUUGAGGUGAACAUUUACACUACCGUUGCGUUGAACCUGAAUGCAACAUAUUGUUUGUUUGUUAGCUUGUUGUCUAGCGCCGCACCCCGUAAAUUAUAGAGUCGUGGCCAGAUAUUCUGGUGAUUGAUCGAUCUGCGCAUUUGGGAUAUGAUGAAAUGCAUCAAACAUGUCUGGCAAGCCUGAGCAUCCGGUCCCGUUAGCUGCAUUUUACGGCGAUAUCGAUAAGCAUAGUCGCCAUUUACAGCAAGCAUGGGUUGCUGAAGACCUGUUCUGACCCGGAUCUUCACGGGUAGAACGCAACAUCUAAUCACAAACAAUCACGAGAUUGUGGGCUGUCACCAUCCCAAGUUGUCCGAUGAAAAUAUUAUUGGCGACGUAGCGGCGAGGCUGUUGUUGGCGACGUAGAGGCGAGGCUGUUGUUGGCGACGUAGCGGCGAGGCGUAUACAGGGGCAACAAUUCUUGACCAUGAUCGGUAUGGGGCGUGUUGUAGUGGUGUGAGGCGGUAUCAAACUUGACAGCCGAACUGAUUUGGUUAUUGUGAAUGGACAUUUGACAAACAAGCGACGUGUUGAUGGAUUUUGUGACCCGUGAAGAUUCGGGAUAGAAUAGGUCUUCAGCAACCCACGCUUGCCGUAAAA
This is a messenger RNA of Haliotis rufescens (red abalone), 1899 nucleotides long. RefSeq lists its product as uncharacterized. NCBI's taxonomy places the organism in Eukaryota, Metazoa, Mollusca, Gastropoda, Lepetellida, Haliotidae. The transcript is spliced from 4 exons. Bases 438 to 896 code for a protein of 152 amino acids. The record is from RefSeq and is a predicted model, not a curated record.